Prunus armeniaca (apricot) is the source of this 582-nucleotide messenger RNA. The record is from the annotation of a GenBank genome assembly. Lineage: Eukaryota; Viridiplantae; Streptophyta; Magnoliopsida; Rosales; Rosaceae.
AUGGAGGCUCUUGAAAAAGGAACAACUGGACAUCUCUACUUGACACUGCCACCUGGCCGCCGCCUCUACUUCAGCCAUGCCCACGACCUUGGGUACCCUACCAUCUCUUGCACCUCUGUCGUCUCCAGGAACUUUGGCAAGGCUUUCCUUGCUCAUGAUGCACUCAAUACAGGUUGGAUUAUUAACUCUGGUGCUACUGACCAUAUGACGUAUAAUUCUGAUUUAUUCUCUACUAUUCUCUUGCCUCAUCAUGAUCAUGUUCUAACUGCUAAUAAUGCUACUGCUCCUGUCACAAGGGCUGGUUCUGAUAUCCAGACUCAGGAGAUCUUUGGUCGUGGUACUAAAAUAGUUGGGCUUUAUUACGUGGAUGAUAUGGCAACUAGUCAGUUUUUCCAUAUUCAAGGUGUUCUCCAUGAGACUACUUAUCCUCAUACACUACAACAUAAUGAGGUUGCUAAAUGUAAAAGUGGGCAUAUCAUUGCCGCUGUCCGUGCUUUACUGCUUGGUGUGUCAAUUCCAAAGCAGUUCUGGAUGAAUAAUGUUACCUAUACAGUCUAUCUUUUGAAUUGUCUACCUUCAUGA